GGACCGUGCUGGCCUCCCUGGUGUUGUCCGUCAGCUCAGCCUGGGGGAUUAUGCCCGUCUCUACGAACUGGACGAGGACCCAAAACGGAAGGAGUUCCUGGAUGACCUCUUUGGCUUCAUGCAGAAGAGAGGGACGCCCGUGAACCGCAUCCCCAUCAUGGCCAAGCAAGUGCUGGACCUGUACACGCUGUACCGGCUGGUGACGGACAAGGGUGGCCUGGUUGAAGUCAUCAACAAGAAGAUCUGGCGGGAGAUCACCAAGGGCCUCAACCUUCCUACCUCCAUCACCAGUGCUGCCUUCACCCUCCGCACGCAAUACAUGAAGUACCUGUAUCCCUAUGAAUGUGAGAAGCGGGCACUCAGCUCUCCCGGGGAGCUCCAGGCCGCCAUUGACAGCAACCGUCGGGAGGGACGGAGGCAGACUUUUGGCACGGCACUCUUCAACUACUCGCCGACUGGCACCCCAACCCUGCUGGGCUCCCCCAAAAUGUCUCUGCCGGCUCUUAGCAUCUCCACGCACAGCUGCAGCCAGCUUGGUCAAAUGCACGCUGUUAAGAAAGAGGAUGGCGUGCUGGCAGCAGCAGUGCCGGGGCGCAUCGCUAUCCCAGUGGGACUGGCUGGCCACCAUCUUGCAGCGGCCCAAGCAGCAGCCGCCUCGCAGGCAGCCGUGCUGGAGCAGCUGCGGGAGAAGCUGGAGACAGGGGAGCCACCGGAGAAGAAGGUGGCUCUGACGGCAGAGGAGCAGCAGCGGCUGGUGCAACAUGCACUGCAGCACAACCUCCUGGCUGUGGCCUCCCAGUUCCCCAUGAACGUCAAGAUCUCCAACCGAGAUGACAGACAGGAGACCGCACUGAACCUGUCCACCAACGGCAUUAGCAGUAUCAACAUGUCAAUAGAAAUAAAUGGAGUUGUCUACACAGGCGUCCUGUUCGCCCGCCGGCCUCAAGCCCCCCCAGCACCUGGUGGAGGGAGCACCCAGAGCCGGCCGAACCCCAUGCCUGCCCCGAACCCACUGCUCCCAGCCACCUCGCACAGCCACACUCCCACCAGCACCUCACCGUAG
Molecule: messenger RNA, 1063 nt
Organism: Balearica regulorum gibbericeps (East African grey crowned-crane)
Lineage: Eukaryota; Metazoa; Chordata; Aves; Gruiformes; Gruidae
Source: RefSeq, a predicted model, not a curated record